AUGAAUAGUAGCAUACCUAGUUUUGAGAAAGCUUUUGGGGAAAAUGGAAGGUAUUAUGAUAGUCCAGAUAAUUCAAGAAAGAGAGUAGUUACUUCUGAGAUGCAGGAUCUAAGUGAAAUUGAUGACCAUAGAUCAAAUGAAGAGGUCAAAGAUUCAAAAUAGUAGAUUUGAUAGCAUAGAACGAAUUGAAGAAAAAGAUAAUUUUGAAAGCUCUAUGAUUCAAGAUGAUAAACCGAAAUCUAAUCUCAAGAUGGUCAGAAAAGUUUUCCACAAAGAAAGAGAUAAAAAUGUUCCAAACAUAAUGGAAAGAAUUGGAAGAAAUUUCGUCCAAAAGGUUGUGAAUAUCUCUGAUUAUGAAGUUAUAUUUAAACCAAAGAUAUUUUUUAAGAUCUUAUUCUACCAUAUUCUAUAUUUCUCAACUUGAUAUAUGGGAAGCUUGAUUAUUGCUUUAAUCGAAGGAUAUAACUUUACUUCAAACAUGUACUUUCUUGGAUGUAAAUCAAUGGUUGCAGGUGUCCAAAUGAUGCAAUCUAUGGCAUUUAUUUCUAUACUGGUUCUUUACUUUGUCCUUGGAUCGAAGUAUUUUACAGGACCUGAUAUAUUUUUCCCAGUAGUUACUAUAUUAACUCGAUCUAUGAUCAUCGCUAUCAGAUAUGCAUUUAUCUCGAAUACAAGAUAUUCACUGAUGAAAUCAAAGCAGACAUUUGAGUGGGUUUCUCAGGAUCUCAUUCUAAUGUCCUGGCAAAAAUUAAACUCCUCUGCUUUAUCUCGUGAAAUAGAAGCUUCAAGGUACAGGAUAAAAUAUGAAGAAAAGAAAUUUUACUUCAGAUUUAUUACUCCCAUUAAUAAAGAAUAUCACGAAAAACUCACAGAUCAAUCUCUUGAAGUCAAAGAUGUAAUUAAAGCAAUGAAGAAAGAUCUUAAAGAUAAAAAACAACAAGAGAAGUUAGAAAAGGCCAAGAAAAAACAAGAAAAGAAGCAAGUGCAAAACAAUGUGCAAGAGAACACUCCUGCAAAGAAAGUAAACCCCCUUUCAAUAUUUGGACUCAAGCCUAAAACUCAAACAGAAGAAAAAGUUGAAGUCCAAAGGGAGGAAACAAAGUUGGUGAUGAAUGGAAACAACGCCCCUAUUGAUCAAGAAUAUCAUGGAGAGGCAAUUCUUAGGCAUAUUUCUAUACUUAACCAAUAUGUAACAGGAGCAACAAUGCUGCCGAUAUACAUUACUAUUGGAAGAAUGAUGCUCUAUUUUGCCAAUAUAGGACUAAACUACAAAAACCUUUCGUCUUUCACUGGAGUAGACGCCUAUAUUCUAUUAUGCAUGGUGUUCCUUAGCAUCACGAUGCAUAUGUUUAAUUUAUUGUUCAUAUCUUAUGGAUUAGUAGAUUUCAGACGAAAGUUUUUCUACCAAAAAGUACUCUCUUGGUUUAUUAAUCCAGAUAGAAGUCUUUAUCAAAGCAAAAUUGAUAAAGAUAUUCCUGUUAUAGAUAUCACAGACCCUAAUAAUCUUAAAAGAUGGAUGACUCUUAGGAAGAUUACACUAGAUUUAGGGUUGAAAUAUACCUAUAGAGCUUUUCUAUAUUCAUCUAUCUUCAUUGGAAUGUAUGGAUUAAUUGCAUUAUUCUUCACUUUGGUCUUCUUUGGCUUUUUAAAAUAUGAAAUUCCACUUCCUGUAUUUGUGUUGGGAUAUUAUGAUGUGUUUCUUAUAUGAGGAAUAAUGAUCCAAAUGAUUAAAGUAGGAGCUGACGUUAAUUGUUGCUUUAUCACUCAUAAAAAGUUAUUUUUAAAGCUUAAAACUAAUUUAAUUGAGGUGCAACUGAAUUAUGAUGACCUUUGAGAUAUAAAGAACUUUAACUCAAAGACAUUAAAAGCUUACGUUACAAGGUUCAAAGAAUUAAAUUUGAGUGAGGAACAGAGAAAUGAGAGAAUCGAAAAUUGAAUCAAUGUAAUUGACCACAACAUAGAAAUUCUCGAUCACGAUGCUGAGCACUCUGCACUAAAGCUUUUAGGAGUCACAUGCAGUUACGAGCUAAUAAAUUCCAUCUACACUGGACUCCUUUCAGUCGGACUUGCUGCUGGCCAAUAUCUCUACAACCAAAGAUCCUCAUCUUCUGAAUAAAUAUAUAAUCCUUAAAUAUCCAUC
This is a messenger RNA of Moneuplotes crassus, 2140 nucleotides long. NCBI's taxonomy places the organism in Eukaryota, Ciliophora, Spirotrichea, Euplotida, Euplotidae. The record is from the annotation of a GenBank genome assembly.